Messenger RNA from Salvelinus namaycush (lake trout), 11527 nucleotides. Its product is annotated as myomegalin-like. Gene Ontology annotation, cellular component: microtubule organizing center; nucleus. Gene Ontology annotation, molecular function: zinc ion binding. The coding region runs from base 35 to 7984 and encodes 2649 amino acids. The record is from RefSeq and is a predicted model, not a curated record. The transcript has 46 exons. NCBI's taxonomy places the organism in Eukaryota, Metazoa, Chordata, Actinopteri, Salmoniformes, Salmonidae.
GAAAGAGGAGUCCUCAGCCAGGAGCACAGGUCACAUGACAGAUGUAUGUAGUGAUGAAACUGAAAACUCACCUUCUCUCCAACCUCACACCCUGAGAGAGUUUGAACAGCACCUCAAUGACCUGAAGAAGGAGAACUUCAGCCUCAAGCUCCGCAUCUACUUCCUGGAGGAGAGGAUCCUGCAGAAGUACGAGGACACCAGUGAUAAUGUCUACCGCACGAACAUCGAGUUGAAGGUAGAAGUGGAGAGCUUGAAGCAAGAGUUACAGGAGAAACAAGACCUUCUUGACAAGGCUCUGUCAACAGCUGAGAGCCUGUCCAGUCACAAUGAGGCAGAGCUACAGAGACGAUGUGAGGAGAGACAGCAAGAGAUCGACCACAUGCAGGAGUUGCUGGAGACCAAGAUACAACUCCUGCAGGAGGAGGCCGAGCUAGCGCGAUGUGAGGCUGGGAGGAUGGCCUCCCUGGCCAGGUCGAGCUCCCAGACCCUCUUGGAGGACAUGAAGGACAGCCCAGAGGAGGAGGAGAGCACCCAGACCACGUCUCAUCACCCCCCAUCACACACCAACAAAGACAGGGUGGUCGAGGAGCUGACCUGUGCUCUGCGCUGUAAGGAGGCUCUGAUCACUGAGCUGAGUGGACAGAAGAGCGUCCUGGCCCUGAAGGUGGGAGAGCUGGAGGGACAGGUAGUGGACCUCUCCUCCUCCCUGCUGCAGAAAGAGAGAGAUGCAGAGUUCUACCAGGAGGAGCUGGGCAGGGAGAGACUACGCAUUGAGCAGGAGAUGCAGGAGGCGUGUCGUAUCUGCGCGCGUGAGCUCUGCGGUAACCAACGCCGGUGGAUCUUCCACCCCGCCUCCAAACUCAACCUCCAAGUGCUUCUGUCCCACGCCCUGGGGCGAGAGCUGACCCGGGAUGGGCGCGGCGAAUUCGCCUGCUCCAAGUGUGCCUUCAUACUGGAGCGUAUGUACAGGUUUGAUACGGUCGUCGCCCGUGUGGAGGCUCUGUCCAUCGAACGGCUGCAGAGGCUGCUCCAGGAGAAACACCGGCUACGGGGUCUCAUCGGAGGCCUCUACCGGAAGACCAACGGGGAGGAGGGUGGCGGUGGUGGAGGUGUUGUUACCGGGCCUGGGGGUACGGGAGGAGGGGUACAGGGGGAAGGUAUGGUGGACAUGUCUGGUCUGACCCAUGCUAAGUACUGUGCUCUGCUCCAGGAGGACUUGGUGUACUCUCUGUAUGAGUCCUGGGCUGAAGAGGGGUUGGAGUUCGGGGGUCAUCAUCAUGGGCAUCGCCCUCAAUGCCCAGUGUCAGAGGUGACGGCUGUGGGGUCACAACGCUGUGGGACAGUCACACCUUCACAUAGGAAGUGCCAAGGGUGCACAGCGUGGCGAGUCGUGGACUCGGACUACGAGGCUGUGUGUAAAGUACCAAGGAAGUUGGCACGAAGUAUUUCCUGUGGCCCAUCGACGAGGUAUUCGGCCAGUGUGAUUGGAGUAGAAAGAGGUAGAGGAGGGGAGGAAGAGCCAGAGGGGACCCACUCCUCGCUCACACUGGUCCCUGGGUCCAAGCUUCAGUCCCGGGCUUCAGACAGUGACCGUACCCUGAUGGGUCGAGCCAGCUCCAGCCCCUCCAUAGACUCCCUGGACAUAGCUGGAGAAUCUACCCGGCUGUCUGCUAUCCAAGACAGGGCCGAGGGGCUAGGGUACCCCCGGGACCCCCUGGAUGACCGGUUCUCUGACUCCCUGUCUGAGGAGCACGACCUGGUGACCCCGCUGAGAUCCGCAUCCCACCUCUCCCUGGCCCUCUGCCUGGUCCAGAACUGUGUGUACCGGCCCGUCCAGAGCCCCAAGGGAAGCAGAUUGCCUGUGCUGCUCAGACAGAGCCCCAGCAAUGGAAGCUCCAGACUUAGCUUCUAUGAGCCGGCCUUGGGGUUGCUGCAUCGAGGUCCGAAUGGAGAGGGGGAGAUUCAUGGCCAUGUACCCGACGUGGAGGCCCCUCUGAUCAGGCUGGACAGUGAGAUGGAUGGGGGUCUGGACCUGGCUGAGAUGGAGGAGCUGUGGGAGGAUCUGUAUCAUGAGUGUCCUCUCCCACGCCCCCACCAGACUCUGAUCGAGGAGCAGCAUAGCCAGUUGAACCAGUAUGAAUGUGCAGCAGGUCAGUGUAUCAGUGAGCUGCAGAAGGCCCAGCUCCAGGUCCAGUCCCUGCAGACCAAGAUCCAGGAGAGCGAGGCCAACAACACGAAGCUGCAGGAGAAGCUCAGUGAGAUGGAGUGUGAUCUGCGUUCUAUCCGUCAGGCAGCUCAGAGCCAGGAACACACCAUCCAGGGCCUGACCGACUCUGUCAGCACCAAGGACAACGAGGCCCAGGAGUUGUACCAGUUAAUUGAGGGGCAGAACACCACACUGUGUAAACUGAGAGAGAUGGCCCACCACAACCAGAUCACGCAACAGGCUCCAGAGGGAGGCAGUGAGGUUGCGGGUCUAGCCCAGCUCCAGGGUGAGUUAGUGGGGGUACAGAGCUCUCUGUUUACCCUGGGUCUGGAGCUGGAAGCCAGUCAAAGAGCUCAAAGACAGAGCCAGAGACAGGCUGAGGACCUGACCAGAGCUAAAGACAGGCUCCACUCUGACCUAAAGGAGGCACUGCAGCAUAGGGAGGUCACCGACAAACACAACAAGGACUUGCUCAGUGCCCUGGCUCAGUCCCGCUCUGCGCUGCAGGCUAAAGAGGCUCAGCAGAAGGAGAGCGAGGCAGAGAAGCACAUGGAGGUUCAGGAGAGAGACAAGAACAUCACACAGCUCAAACUCUCCCUACAGGUCAAGGAGAGCCAGCUACAGGAGUACUCUGAGCUCCUGGAAUCAGUAGACAGCUCCAAACCCAGAGAUAUUCUGAUGGACAAACUGAGAGAACGCAUCAGGGACAGGGACAGAGCACUGGAGCGGUCUAUAGAUGAGAAGUUCCGUUGUCUGGAGGAGAGGGAGGAGCAGGUGAGGAGUCUACAGCUGGCCCUCCGAGAGAAAGAACGAGACCUGGAGAGACUCCGCUGCAUACUGCUCAACAACCAGGAGACCAUCACGAGUCUGGACGCGUUGGUGCGGGGUAAGGAGCUGGAUGUGGAGCAGGCAGCAGAAGCCCACAGGAACCUGCAGUGGCUCCAGCAGCAGAGUGAGGAGAGAGAGAAGAGCACUCUGAGAGAGAGAGACACACUCAUCAACCAGCUACAGUUUGCCCUGCAGACACGCAGCCGGGAGACACAGGACCUGACGGCAGCCCUCCUGGCUAAGGUCCAGGCAGGCCCCAGUGAGGUGGUAGAGGAGCUGAAGGCUCGCCUCGCACUGAAGGAGAAACUGUUCCAGGAACUUCUGUCAGACCGCAACCGCCAGAGCCACGAACACCAAGCACAGGUCCAGGACCUGCUCAGCACCAUCAGCACCAAGGACCAGUACAUACAGGACUGCUCUGAUAGGCUCUCCCAGGUGAUUGGCGAGCGGACGGGCCAGCUGCAGGAGCUGCACAGGCAGCUGUCAUCACGGGAACGGGAGAUGGGCGAGCUGCGGAAGGAGAGAGAGAGGGAGAGAACGGGAGAGGCAGAGCAACUGCAGAACCUACUAAAAGAGAAAGGGACUUUUAUCCGGAGUCUGAUGCAGGGCCAGGAGGAGAGCAUGGAGCCCUCCACACAAGAGGGGGCAGCAGAGGUACAUGCCAUCCAGGAAGAGCUGCAGCUGGUCAGGAAGAAAGAGAGGGAGGCUCAGCUGGAGCUCUCAGCCCUGCGCUCAGCUCUCACACAGGCCCAGCAGCAGGCCCAAAAGCAGGAGGAUAGAUUUAAGAUCCUGGCCCCAGAAAUAACAGUCAGGGACCAGCCCUCCAGCACUGACCACCAGAGUGUGUUGGAACAGUUGGUCAAUGAGUACCACAGGCUGAACAAUGCUUUGAGGGCAGAGAAGAGGCUGUACCAGAGUCUGAACCACAUCCAGACUAGAGGAGACAGCAGCUCAGAGAAGACCCAGGACCUGCUCACAGAACUGGACUCUGUUCAGGCAUUGCGAGGGCAACUGGAGGAGGUCCUAACUAGGACCCGGAAGACGGCCCUGGCACUGGAGAAGGCAGCUAAGAGGCAGUCUGACUUUGGAGGUGGGGACGGGCAGGGACUGGCCGACAGGGCUACAGGGGGCACUGUUACUAACUCUCUGGGAUAUUCUCUCAGCACGGAGGAAGAAGAAGAGGAGGGAGAUGAUGAAGAGGGCAGCACUGAUGAGUUCUCAGACAGUAUUGAAGACAAUGAGGAAAAACUGACUGUCAAAAGCCUGGCCUCCACUAAGAACUCUGUGGUGGCAUGUGGGCAGGGGGUGCUGUCUGGAGGACCUUUGAGCGGAGCGCUGUCAAAGGGGGCAGAUGGGCAGGGACAGCAGCUGGCUGAACAGAAGAGGGCACUAGAAGAAGAAGUGGAGGAGAUGAGAACACAGCUGGAGACCACCGGCUGCUCCUCCCUAGCCCAGAUGAGGACAACACUGCAGAGGCUACAACAAGAGAAUGCAGCCCUGAAAGAGACCCAAGGGGGAUUAGAGGCUAGAGCAGUCUAUGAGGCUGAAUCUGAUGAUGUCACCGGCGAUGUGGGCGGGUUCUGGCAGCAUAUGGAUGCGGGUCUCCGUGAGCAGGCGGCGCAUCUGCGUUCUGAUUUGGCGCUGAGCAGACAGGAGAGCAGAGAGCUGCAGGAGAGACUCAUGGUGUCUGAGGCCACAGUACAUGCACAGGCUGAACAACUCAAAGACUACAGGGAACUACUCACGGAGACAUCAGUUGAGCAGGACAGUAAGCAGGUCCAGGUGGACCUGCAGGACCUGGGCUAUGAGACCUGUGGCCGUAGUGAGAACGAGGCAGAGAGAGAGGAUGCCAGCAGCCCAGAGUUUGAUGAUCUGGAGAUGUGUACGUCACUGAGCCACCGGCAGGACUACGAGAGCGCCGGAGUUUGGUUCCAUGGCGAUGGGAGUGUGGGCGGAGCUUUUGAUGAAGGCGAGGAGCCAGGGGCAGGAUCCUUACAGCAAUUGGUCCUGGACCUGCGUUCUCAGCUGACCCGCUGCCACAAGGUGAUUCGUGGGUUGCAGCUACGUGUGCGUUCACUAUCCACCACCAGUGACUACGCAUCCAGUCUGGAACGCACCCCACGCAAGGUGAACUGGGCGUUCGAGGCCUCCCCGGCCCUCAGCGGUGUAGAAGACGAUGAGGGCUGGAUGUCCGACAGCCUGGGGCCUCGCAUGGAACCCAAGCCCAGCCGAGAGCUGCGAGAGCUGGUGUCCCGAGUGGCCUCACUGGAGGCCCAACUCAAGAGCUCCAAGCUGGAGGGGAAAGGAGGGGUGGUGGAGGAGGGGAAGUGUGCUACCUGGCCCGGGAAGUACAACACCCUGAUCCAGGCUCAGGCCAGGGAGCUGUCCCACCUGCGUCAGAGGAUGAGGGAGGGCCGUGAUGUCUGUCACAUACUCACACAACACCUGGGAGACACCACCAAGGGCUUUGAGGAGCUGCUGCGUGCCAACGACAUUGACUACUACAUGGGGCAGAGCUUCAGAGAGCAGCUGGCACAGAGCACUGCCCUGGCACAACGAAUGGGCACCAAGAUCAGUGGACGUGACCGUGCUGAGCUCCAUGAUGAUAAGAUGGGCCAUGAGCUGCUUGCUUUGCGGCUAAGUAAGGAGCUCCAGCAGAAGGAUAAGAUAAUCGAGUCGCUCCACACCAAACUCCAGCAGCGUCCUGACACCCCCUCCAGCAGCCAUGCCCUCUCAGAGACCACCGACCAAUCAGACAGAACCUCCUUUGUGUCAGACGAGUGCCGGACCAAUGAGGACCUGGAGCUGUGCUCAGAUGUGGAUGCUGGCAGCGAAUACGCUCAAGAAGUGAAGGGACAGGGGGCGGGACAUGGCCCAGGAAGCACAGACCUCCACCCCUCCCUCCCUCCAUCAUCUCUUAAGUCCUCCAGCAGCUGUCCCAACAUGCUAUACUCCACUCCCGUGGAGUCAGCCAGUCAGACUGGUCCUGUGUCCUGCUCCCUACCCACCUCCCAGUCCCUCCCCAGGCUUUACCCUAGACAUGACCUCUGGGGUCAACGUAUGACCUUUGACCCCGCGACCAGGACCUUCCCUAUGGAAGCGGUGCAACAGCAGCUGGAUACCCUGCACAGACAGAUGACUAUGAAUGAGAGCUUUGUGGUUCCUCACGCCAAGGCCCGGUCGACCGCCCCACCAACCUCCCAUCACCAGCCUGACCAUUCCCCUUACAGGCAGAUUACCCACCAUGCCUUUUACCCACACCAGCUAGGCGGCCGACCCGCAGGCCCCGCCCUGAAGGCAGACGCAGAUCUGGUGGAGAGUGGUGCAUUGUGGGAUAUGGAGAACAUGGUUCAGCCAAUCAGGGUUGGGUCAUCAGGAUACUAUUCAGGAAACAGCUUUACUGGUGUGGACGUGAUCAAGGAGCACCUGAGGGAGGUGCAGUGUCUGCGUCAGCACCUGGAGGAGUCCAUCAGGACCAAUGAGAGGCUCAGACAGCAGCUGGAGGAACGCCUUUCCACCACCGGCCGUGACGGCGCAGCGCCCACCAACAUCUACAUCCGGAGCCUGGACUCUGUCUGCCAGCUGUCCAAUGAGAUCAGAGUCCUGAAAGAGGAGAACCUGGCUCUCCAGGCACGCCUGCAGGCCAGCUCAGACACGUGUAAGGAGGCGGAGCAGCUGCGUGAGGUGGCGGUGACGGGGCGUGCCCGUCUGAAGCAGGCGGAGCUGGAGGCGGAACAGUGGAAGGAGGAGCUACGCCGGCUGCAGACACACAGCCAGGAGCAGGGACAGCAGAUACACACACUCAGACAGGAGAGGCAGAACAGCCAUGACAAGAACAAUAGGCUGCAGCAUGAGGUGUCCCUGCUGCAGCAGCAGUUGUGUGAGAGCAGGGAGCUGCUCCACUCUCUGCAGAGUGAGCUGCAGGUCUACCACAGAGUGUGUUCCAACACCAAGGGCAACCCAGAGUUUCUGUGUGAGGGCCAGUACGGUAGGGUCCCUGCCCUGCCCCUGCCCGGUGAGCUGGGGGAGCUGCUAGGGGAGGUGAGGAGCCUCAGAGCCCAGCUCCAGAGCAGUGUCCAGGAGAACAGUGUCCUGAAACAGCUGGAGCUCCACAAACAUCUGGAGCAGAAGCUGGGUGGGGGCGUCCACGGAGGGCUGGGGAGCAUUGGGGGGAUGGAGCCCCCUCGUACCCCGUCUCUCAGUGCCCUUACAGACAGCCCCCAGAGGGACAGCCUCUACAGACGGCAGCUACUACAUGACCCGGCGCCGUCUCCCCCGGUCAGAGACAUUGGGUUGUUUAACUGUGGAUCUCCAUACCACGUCCCCUACACAGAUCUGGUGGAGACCCCGCUCACUGCCAACGAUCUGGACCCCCACUCAGAGCUGCAGGGGGACGCCCCGGACGGCUCGUUCUCUAACCGGAACGGACGCCACACCAUCGGGCACGUGGACGAUUACAGCGCCCUGCAGCAGCAGGUCCUGGAGGGCAGGAGUCUGGUCCAGAGAAUGGAAACAGCUCUUCAGGCCUGCCUCAGCCAAUCAAUGCUGGUAGACAGCCAGGACCAGGUCCUCCUGGACUAUGGCUGUGUGAGGACUCUGUUGUCUAACACCAAGACCCUGAGACAGAUCCUGGAGGAGGCUGUGUCCCUGUUGAAGAUGUUCUGGAGGGCUGCCCUGCCCAGCACCGACCGCUCCACCCACAACCUUAAGAAGGAGCAAUGUAUGCAGGAGGAGAUUCUGUCUCUGAGAGGGCGUAUCUCGGAGCAGGAGGAGGUUCUCCAGGGAACCGUCCAGAGACUGAGGAGCACCAGCCGCACCAAGGAGAGCAUGGAGCACUUCAUCGUCAACCAGCUAUCAAGGACUCGCGAUGUGCUGAAAAAAGCAAGGACUAACUUGGAGCUGAAGACCGAAGUCUUGGCAAUGAACGGCCUACUGAUUGGAGUUUCUUGAAGCCUGGCGACGCCCCGGCAACAUCAAAUCAGCGUCCAGGAACCAGGAAGCGCAGCAGCCAGUGCCUGUUUUAGGUGAUGACCUGUUAAAGGAACCAGCCAGCCUAACACCACAACCUCUGAAUUCUGACCUCACCGCCAGAACGACCCCUCCUCCUCCUCCUCGUUGCCUCAUCUCAAGCAUCCAACGUCCCUCCUCAGAUCACUCCAUGCUUCUUUCUCUCCUAUCUCUCCUCCACUUCUCUCCUGCCGGCAAUUUGUGCCCAAUGCUCCUGCCUCCUACACCUUGGGCCUUACCUGAACUCUUACUCCUUUAGUGUCAUUCCUCCACCCUCCUUUUGACUGUUCUCUUUCCCCCACCUCCACCCUUGUUCUUCUGUUGGAGUCUUUGAGCUCCAGAAAUGGUUGUUCCAGUCUGAUGAUUACCUUGUUGUGAGCGUGAAGAAGGUGGUUUGAAACGUGUCUCUGAUGGUUACAGUAAUGUGCGCCCUUGACUGCUGUAGAAGGAGUAGGAUGAAGCUGCCCCUAGACAUUGAGCUAAGGUCAGAUUUGCCUUUUCCCCAAUGGUAAAGGUUAUGGGUUUUGGGGAAGGCAGGCUGAUCCUAGAUCUGUAGCUAAGGGAAGCUUCUACACGGAGCAUAGUAGAUUGUGCUCUUCUGCCUGGCAGCUUUUGGACGGGAUAAGUGUCAAUGCAUGUGAACUCAUGGCUUGAGAAAGAUAAUGUAUAGUAUACAAACGUAUAAACACAUACAGUAUGGUACACAUAUAAAUAUAAUAGGCUUGGAACCUCUAACCCUGGCAACGGGGACGCCCAUUCUAUUCAUUCUAUUUCUGUGACAGUACCCGCGUCUCACACAUACGUUCACAGACAUACAUGAACAAUCCAUUUCUUUCAAAACAAAUAUUCAACUUUCACUGCCACAGAAAUGCAAACUUUCUCCUCGUGACAUUUCAUCAAUGAGGACUUUCUUUGCAAGUACAAUGCAAAAAAGUUGAAUAACAUCCACAAUCUAGCUAGAUCUGCUGGAAUCACAGUGGAGGAUUGUAUAGGUGUAGCACUUCUAGGUAAUUGUUUGCUAUUUUUAUCUGUGGAGGAUGAAGCCUGUGGAUGGUCUGUCUGCCAUUAGCCAAGGGUUCUGGAUAGCAGAACAAAGGCCCAGUUCCAUUUAAAUCACUAGCCACUUCCCCUCGCUCCUACUCCAUCGGUAUUCACAGAUCUGAAUAGACUGGAUAGGUGAAAGCAAUAUGUUGAUGGCUUCACCUAGUCCUCCGAUAAGUUAAGUUGAGUUUCCGCUGUGUUGCUUUUAUCUAUCCAGUCCUGGCUGAUCUAACGCUGACAGGGUAAAGGCUGAAAGAAGGGGCUAGGGGCUGAAAUGGACCGAGGCCGAACACGCGUAUUCAAGCUCCUCUUUAGGAGUCCUCAGACGAGCAUGUGCAAUAAUUACGUUGUUUAUUGAAUGAUCAUGGCGCACCAGCUUUUUGGGUUUUUGCCUGACACUGGAACUAAAGUAUUUAACCACUCUUGAUAAGUGAAAAAGACCGUUGGUGCAAUAUUAUACUAAUAACUAUCUUCUACUAACUUAGGAAUACUACUGACUGAAACAAAGUGACGUUUUUAUGCAGUGUUGAUGCAUGAAAGAGGUUUUAAAAGGAAAAAUCUAAACAUUUGUUUGUGGAACAUGGGAUCACCAAUACUUGCCAAAGUUUGAACUUUGAACUCUUCACGUCCUUGUUUGCCUUACCCAUGCGAAUGACAUACUGUAGGAGUGGUGUGACUAUAGGAAGUCAUCAUCAGCCCAGUAUAUGAGAUCAUUUAUGACAUCAUGAUGGAGAUAUCAUUUAAUUGGCUGCUCUUUGAGAGCCAUUUGAACCAGAGAGACGGUAACCGUUAGAUUAUAAAUGUGCUUUAUAACGAGCACAUCUUGUCAUAAAUGGACCAAACAUUUCUAUAAGUGAAUCUUUCACACUAGGCUUCUAUUGCUUUGUGAAUUCCAAAAACUUAAAUUGUGCUCAUGUGAGAGAUGUACCACUAAAACAGAGAAUACUAUUGUGAUUGUUCCAUUUCCAUUGGACUUUUUGUCUCGGUUAAGACCUUCAUUGCAUUCCCAUGGUGUUGUUGGCUAAAUGUUCCGUGUCCUUUUAGGUGUUACAAACUUUGGCAGGCUACUGGUGGGACCAAUGUUCUAGAUUUCACCAUUGGUGAUGUCACACCCAAAGGUGUUUCUUCCUAUGCUGCUUUUGAUUGUGUUGUGUGUUCUUGCUGUACAUUUGACAAUUUUCACGCUGUAAAUUACUUGCUUUUUCACUGUAUUCUGUUGGCUGACCUUUUGGUGUGUGGAUAAUCAUGUCAGACAUUUGCUCUGUAUGCAAACGUUGAAUAUCUGGGUAGCUGUGCAAUAGCUCUACACUAUUAUCUACUUUAUUUUGAUGUUACACAUCAUUAUAUUAACAAUAUUUUUGCUUCCUUAAGUGUUUAUUUUCCUGCUUUGUAUGGUUUAUUUGUUUAGUUUUUUAGAUUAUGCCAGAUUGUAAUAAGAUAGCCACAUAUCUGUUAUGAAAUCACAAAGAUAUGCCUUUUCUUAGGCUAUAAGGGAAACAAGUAUUAUUACUUACACACCCACCUAUAAUUAACCUUCGGAUGCUUGCCUUUAAAAGUAGCUUGGCCACUGCAAUUUGCUCCCAACACUUACUUGGAACUCUAUUCGAUCUGGAAAUCUGAAGCGUUACAGAUUCUGCAACAGAAAUGUAAAGGUCAUUUCCAAAUGAGCCAACAUAUACAGCGUUUAUCGUGAAUGCAGCCUGCGCUAAAGCGGGGAACAUUAAAAAUGUCAAACACGCUGUAAAGCUGAACUUCCGCGAUGUAGAUUGAAUAGAGCCCUUGGAGUUAAUAGCGCUUGGUGUCUAUCCUAGGUAUAUAUCACAGUAGAUCUGCCAACGUCUUGUUCGCGCUCCACUCAAUGGAAAAUCCCUAGAGGGGAUUCUAAUAUAACAAACAUUCUAAUAUAACACCCCAUGCUGUGUGGUUCUCUUGGAAAAACAAGGAUUUGAUGAGAAGAUUCAGAGAAAGAUUAGGGAAAAUGAAUAUUUUAUACCAAAGUAGAAAUAACCAACCAACCAUAGAUGUACAGGAUUAUGUCAGAUUGGAUCAGAGUAGAACUGAACAUGGCCAGGGAGCGUGAACAAUGCCUUUUUAAUGUGCUGUGUAGAACGGAAUCAAACAGAAGUAUUUAGCUGUGUCUGAUAGUUGGUCCUGAAACUUAUAUUUAAUGGUAUGUGAUUGAAAUCGAAGAGUAGCUUGGUUUGUCAGGCUCUGUGUGUGAUAAAGUGUGCGCUGAUGAAGCUAACUAGGAUGCCGACACAGAGCUCGUCUAUGAGCUCUGUCUCUGAAGAUGGUCACUGUGUGUGUGUGUGUGUGUGUGUGUGUGUGUGUGUGUGUGUGUGUGUGUGUGUGUGUGUGUGUGUGUGUGUGUGUGUGUGUGUUGUGUUGCCACAGUGUUAUCACAAUGAGGGUUUUUGGGUUCCAAAAAAUAAAAAUAAAAACGUA